UACCUCUUACUUACCUACCUAUCCAACCUAAGCACACAACCUGCGUUGCCAGGCUGCGUACGCGGGUUUCAUCCUCGUGAUCUGGGCAUGCCCUAUUCCAUAAGCAAGAAGAAAAAAAAAGGACAAGACCAUAUCCUCAGGUCGAACCUUGAUCUCUCCACCCUCCAGCGCCUAACGCACUCACUCGGCUUGAUCUAGACCUGUUAGAUAUUCCCACAAGCCUCUAGGAACAUUGCCCCUUGCAUCCGAGGUACCCAUAGUCCCGUCUCUAACCAACCUAGCUUCGCAGUCAAUUGCGGUCGAACCCAUCGACACAUCUCCCUUCACUUACAUCCCCAUGCAGCCCAGUUUGGAGCAACAGAGAUCUUGUCACUGACUGCUGAUCCGCCACUGUUCGAGCUAGCAAGUAACACGAGCCCGUCACGAUAUAGUGGCACUUAUGACGGUUCAUUGGUCCAAAGUUGUCAGUUGGUCUGCAACAGUCUUCAUUGAACUGUUGAUACUUUGAACAUUGACGGUUCUUGUUGUCAAGCAUCGGUAUCCCAUCAACUGCUCCUCUGAAUUGUCUCCUCUUUUCUUGUUUGGGCCCGGAUUCCCAUGUUAUCGUAGAACAAAGGAAGAAACCGAAGCGACGAUCGCCGCAACUCUCACAGUCAGGCGAGUUUCUAAAGGAUUCAGCGACGGAGAUUAUGAUGGAAGUGGCCCCUUACUCAUACGCAAAACUGGCCAGAUCAGAACCAAACUCUACCAGGACGGCACUCCCUACUCGUCCCGUCGUUUCUAGAGAAAGCACUCAGCCAUCCGAAACCAUGUCUAUUCAAAUCGCCUCUUCUGUUGGAUCGAGGAGUCCUGCGGCUCAAAGUCAGAGUGACUUUUCGGAGGCACCCAGCCCCUCGAUACAGGGAUCCGAGCGAGUCAACUCAAAAAGCCCUUCUCCAUUUGAUCCUGUGCAUCAAGAGAAUUGGGCAGCUACGAAAUCAAAUUCCACGUCUAACCAGAGCGGACAGGUGUGCAGCAAUUGUGGUACUACAAGGACACCAUUAUGGAGGCGUUCGCCCCAGGGUGCUACGAUUUGUAAUGCAUGUGGACUUUAUCUAAAGGCGCGCAACUCGUCGCGCCCAACAAAUCUAAAACGGCCGCCAUCGACAGUGUCUACUACUCCGAAAAGGACACCCGAGAAGACUUCUUCUAGCUCAUGUGCUCAAGGCAGCUCGGCAAAUAUACCCGGGGCCACAUACGUCGCUGCGGAUCAAAUGCCUAAUGGAUCAUGUCCAGGUGGGGGACGAUGCAAUGGUACUGGCGGCGCAGAGGGAUGUAGUGGCUGCCCGGCGUAUAAUAACCGAGUAGCGAAGAGUGCUCAGCUCCAGAACCAAAACCGGGCAUCUGGCAAUGCAAGCGGGUCCCCUCCAGACGAUGGGCCGACUCCGAUAGACAUAAAUGCGCAGCAAGCCGCGGCUCAGAAUACGACGGUGGUAAUAGCCUGCCAAAAUUGUGGUACUACAAUAACUCCGUUGUGGCGUCGUGAUGAAUCGGGUCAUACCAUAUGUAACGCCUGCGGGUUAUAUUACAAGCUUCACGGAGUUCACCGGCCAGUUACUAUGAAGAAAUCUGUCAUUAAGAGGAGAAAGCGUGUAAUACCAGCGAACCAAAUGGAUAGUGGGUCGGAGGAUGCGAUGACGAUUGAUUCUAUUGAACAGCAGAGCCAGUAUACCGAACUCGAGAUGGAGCGUGGCAGCGUUAACGAGGACGGGUCUAUUAAUCUUGGUUUACGUCGAAAGACCGAACAUCCACUUACAUUACUCCCUGAUCCGGUCCGGUCCGGUCCCGCGUCGGCUCCGAUAUCCUCGAACGAUCUCACAGCGUAUCACACUACUAACGCACCUCACAAUUUCGAUAUUCGGGAUUCUCUCACCGACGACAAUCGUUUAGCCCCGUUGAAAUCACUUGCGGCGUUGAGUGAUCGUCAGUCGUCUCUAUCCCCCGCGUCGUUCCUCUCGCCGUCGAGGAAACGCUCCUUCUCGGGAACUGAUUCGGAAUAUGCACCGAGCGAAGCCGGAUAUGAUAGCUUCAAAAGGUUGUCCUCUAUCAAGUCUCUUCUCAACCCGGCGUCGGAAUCAAAUCCUAACUUUUGCUCGGCCGAUAACCUUGCCGAGGCAUUGUGUCUUCGAUCCCCGGCUACUACAGUCAUGUCAGCACCAAGCCCCAGCCCGCAGGGGAUGAUGUCGAACGUAUUGCCCGCGAUCCAAUCCAGAGAGAGUACGGCCGAGGAUGAGAAAUCGAAGGCUGAUAGACUAGCGGCGCUUCAACAAGAAGCUGAACGGAUACGUCAGAUGCUCGCGGCGAAAGAACGUGAGAUGGCCGCGCUGCAGUAGGGAACAUUCUUUGCUCUCUGAAUUUGCGUUGAUUUCUUUUAUUUUGAUGACCAAAAUUACGACUGGGAGCCAUAGGACUUAAUCUAAGGGAACAAAGCGAAACCGCAAAAGGAUGAGUCAAACACUACGGGGCGUCAUUGGGUCGAGUUUUUUUUUUUUUUUAUCAGCGGCCUUUGCUUUUCGGCAGCAUAGCAUAUGUGCUCGGCGUAUCGUGAGGUCGCAAAAAUACAUGCGAGGGUUAGGAGGCAUGAUAUUAUGAAUUGCGGAGCAUGGCUACCAUGUUCCCAUGGCAUGGGCAAUCCAACUGAUUUUUAAUGGUACCCCGUACAACAAAUUAUAUAGAAGGUAUGGAAAGGAUGGGGCUGGGUAGGGGAUAACUUCAACCAAAGUACCUAGUUCAAGAGGAUUAAGGCAUAAAUCACGAGCUUCAUACGGAAUAAAUAAUAUUCUACCAAGGCAAGAAAUACAA
This is a messenger RNA of Daldinia decipiens, 2841 nucleotides long. RefSeq lists its product as uncharacterized. The transcript has 3 exons. Lineage: Eukaryota; Fungi; Ascomycota; Sordariomycetes; Xylariales; Hypoxylaceae. Bases 690 to 2372 code for a protein of 560 amino acids. The record is from RefSeq and is a predicted model, not a curated record. Gene Ontology annotation, biological process: negative regulation of transcription by RNA polymerase II; positive regulation of transcription by RNA polymerase II. Gene Ontology annotation, molecular function: zinc ion binding; DNA-binding transcription factor activity, RNA polymerase II-specific; RNA polymerase II cis-regulatory region sequence-specific DNA binding.